Molecule: messenger RNA, 498 nt
Organism: Capsicum annuum
Lineage: Eukaryota; Viridiplantae; Streptophyta; Magnoliopsida; Solanales; Solanaceae
Product: NAD(P)H-quinone oxidoreductase subunit K, chloroplastic-like
Exons: 3
Coding region: 1-498 (165 amino acids)
Biological process (GO): electron transport coupled proton transport; aerobic respiration
Molecular function (GO): quinone binding; 4 iron, 4 sulfur cluster binding; NADH dehydrogenase (ubiquinone) activity
Source: RefSeq, a predicted model, not a curated record
AUGGAAUUAUCAACUAUACUUGACUGGAAAAACCAGCCAAUCUACUCUCUUGGUCUCCCCCCUGAAGUGGUGAGGGCUCAGGAAGUGAAGCAAACUCGACCAAAGGACAAGUCUGUUCCUGCUUCAUUUUCGGUUCCAGCUGUUCCCGAGCCAGGCGGGAUGUUCAGUACUGAUUCUUAUAGUACUGUUCAGGGAGUCGAUAAGCUAAUUCCUGUAGAUGUAUAUUUGCCAGGUUGCCCACCUAAACCGGAAGCGGUUAUAGAUGCUAUAACAAAACUUCGUAAGAAAAUAUCUCGAGAACUCUAUGAAGAUCGAAUUAGGUCUCAACGAGUGAAUCGGUGUUUUACUACCAAUCACAAGUUUCAUGUUCGACGCAGUAUUCAUACGGGAAAUUAUGAUCAAAGAGUUCUUUAUCAACCACCAUCUACUUCAGAGAUUCCUACGGAAAUCUUUUCCAAAUACAAAAAUUCAGUAUCUUCCCCCGAAUUAGUGAAUUAG